This is a messenger RNA of Ilex paraguariensis (yerba mate), 153 nucleotides long. NCBI's taxonomy places the organism in Eukaryota, Viridiplantae, Streptophyta, Magnoliopsida, Aquifoliales, Aquifoliaceae. The record is from the annotation of a GenBank genome assembly.
GUAAACACUAAUAUUCGUCACCAACAAGCAUUGUCCCAGGUUGAGGUCUACAUUGAAUUUCCCAACGAUGUCAAACACCAUUUGAAAUCUAACCUUAGCUUGAAUCUUCAUCAGGAUUCAAAAUCACAGUUAGAAACAAAGAAAACAAGUGAG